GAAAAAUGAUUCUCCACGUCCCAUUGGUCAUCACUAUUGCAUGUAAUAUAAUACAUGUUUAUGGAGGGGAUGUUGUCCCUAAUGAUGUCAACCUGAUGUUCGUAUUUGAUAAAUCGGGAAGUAUCAGUGUGGCGGAUUUCGAGUUGAGCAAAGAAGUGGCUAUCAAGAUAUAUGAAAGUUUUGUUGACCUUGGGGAUAACGUCCUUGCCUCUGCUCUCACAUUUAGCGUCAAGCCCAAAAUAAUGUUCACCGCUGAUAAAUAUACUCCUACUUCCGACCCUGGUGUUGUUGAUGCUAUAAAUGCUUUUACCAUGAAUCCUUCCAAAAUAGGUCGACGCCAGUCAAAUACAGACAAGGUAUUAGAGAUGAUCAAAGAAGAGGUUGAUAGAUGGAUGCCCAAUGGCAUUGUUUUUGUGAUAUUAUUUUAUGAUGGUGUGCUUCAUCCUAGAACUGCAGCCAAGAGAGAGGAGGUGAUCAAAAUGGCUAAUGACAUGGAGGAUGGCUAUUUAGAUAUUCUUGGUGUUAAACUUAAGAAUGGUAACGGGAAUGAUCAUCUGGGAGCAAUAGAUUUGAGGAAAAUUGCCAGUGAAGAUCCAGAAGAGAAUGAUGUGUUUCCAAGUGAAGGAGGUAACCUUGAUGAAAACAACAAGAAUGUAGUUGCUGAUAAUAUCAUGUACAAAAUUAUUGGCCCACAAUAAUUCCAGC
Messenger RNA from Owenia fusiformis, 705 nucleotides. Lineage: Eukaryota; Metazoa; Annelida; Polychaeta; Sabellida; Oweniidae. The record is from the annotation of a GenBank genome assembly.